CGGACAUGGCUAAUGACCCAGAAUGAGACAAAUAUUGUCGGAAGCCACUUGGCGAUCGUGAAUUAUUUAGCAUGGAAUAAACAGUACGUGGCAGGCUUUUGCAUACUAAAUGAACAAAAAACUUUAAGAGAAUUGCUAUCAGCUUGCGAUUAGUUUAAUUGAUUUUGUAUUAUCAGCUGAAAAUUUGAACAUGUCAUUGCGCGAUCAUACAAAGUGACAGAGAAACUGCGUACGAUCGUAUAUUUUAUUGACAGCUGUGAGUUAUUUAUCACUUUUUGUUUUGGAUUAUCUAAAAUUUUAAUAAAAUGGGAAAUUCUAAGUCGAAAGUACGUAAACUAAGUCCAAAGACGCUUGCGGAACUUCAAAAAAAUGUAGAUGUAGAUAUAAGUAGGGAAGAAAUUGAGGAAUGGUUUCGUGAAUACCAGAGCAGUUUGGGGAAAGGGAUGAGUAAAUUAACCAUGAAGGAAUUUAAGGAAGUCUAUAACAGUGUGUUUGACGGGGAAGCUUCCGUGUUCGUAUCGCAUUUAUUCCGUUCAUUCGACGAAGACCAAGACGGUUUUGUGGACUUCAAAGAGUUCAUUGUUGGUUUGUGUGUCUCUGGAAGCGAUAAGGCAGAAGCGAAACUAAAAUGGGCAUUUAAGAUGUAUGACAUCGACGGAAAUGGUUCGAUAUCCCGGGAGGAAAUGACUAGCAUGCUUAAGGCUAUCUACAGAAUGAUUGCUACUGAUCUGUCAAGCACAAAAACUGACCUUCACCUCAUCGAGGACCUCGUGUCCGCCUUCUUUAAAUCAGCCGAUCGUAACCAUGACAACGCCAUCAGUGCAGAAGAGUUUGUCGAAGGUGUGAAGGAAAUGCCUGUAAUUCUACACCUGUUACAGUGUGACCCAGAUUCUGAUAGCGGUGAUUUCGAAACUAUUGAAAAGUUUGAUUCAUUGCAAGUUUCCGAGAAACAGCUCUCUUCAAAUAAAGGCGGGAAAAAAUCCGCGAAAGCUUCCGGAAGUGACAGGAGUACAGCGUACAAAACUCAGUGAUGUUAUCAUAACAGCAGCUUCUAUCAAAGUUUUUGAUGAUCUGUUUGUUCCGUUGUAAUCAUCAUUUGGAAAUACUCAUGGCCACGUUGUAAGAUGUUGAUUUAAGGACAGAGUUAUUUAAGAAAUGGUUUAUAACAUCCCUACGUGACCUAUCCCGACAAUCAUCACUCUGGAUAUCAUCAACUUGUAGUAGUAAACAAGAGUGAAAAAAAAAUCUGAAAAGAAUGCAGAUGAUUUUAAAAGUUUAGUUAAUUAUCAAAGACUGAUCUUUUCUAGUUGAAGUUGUUUUAUGACUAUUCAUAAAUGGAUUAAAAUUGCAUUUUUGCAAAAUCAGGGAAUUAAAUGCUUUGUUAAAAAAUGUCUGGAGAAAGUAAUUGUUACAGGUAGCAUCAAGUUCGUAAAAUCAUUAAGGUGUUACAUGUCUUGUGUGUUUGUUCUUCGUCAAAGACUCCUUUAAAACAAUUGCUGAUGCAAAUAAAAUAUGUAAUGUUCCUUUAUAGGAAA
Molecule: messenger RNA, 1535 nt
Organism: Mercenaria mercenaria
Lineage: Eukaryota; Metazoa; Mollusca; Bivalvia; Venerida; Veneridae
Product: hippocalcin-like protein 1
Exons: 2
Coding region: 306-1031 (241 amino acids)
Molecular function (GO): calcium ion binding
Source: RefSeq, a predicted model, not a curated record